Messenger RNA from Galeopterus variegatus (Sunda flying lemur), 1148 nucleotides. Its product is annotated as tripartite motif-containing protein 2-like. Gene Ontology annotation, biological process: proteasome-mediated ubiquitin-dependent protein catabolic process; protein polyubiquitination; negative regulation of translation. The record is from RefSeq and is a predicted model, not a curated record. The annotation marks the transcript as partial. The transcript has 2 exons. Gene Ontology annotation, molecular function: ubiquitin protein ligase activity; translation repressor activity; protein binding. Lineage: Eukaryota; Metazoa; Chordata; Mammalia; Dermoptera; Cynocephalidae.
GUGUUUAAUCAGGAAGGAGAAUUCAUGUUGAAGUUUGGCUCAAAUGGAGAAGGAAAUGGGCAGUUUAAUGCCCCAACAGGUGUAGCAGUGGACUCAAAUGGAAACAUCAUUGUGGCAGACUGGGGAAACAGCAGGAUCCAGGUUUUUGAUGGGAGCGGAUCAUUUUUAUCCUACAUUAACACAUCUGCCGACCCACUCUAUGGACCCCAAGGCCUGGCCCUAACUUCAGAUGGUCAUGUUGUGGUUGCAGACUCUGGAAAUCACUGUUUCAAGGUCUAUCGAUACUUACAGUAAUGGUGGGCAGCUGGACACCCCCUUACAGAGGUCUUGCACUAUAAACUGGAAUGGAUUUCUCAAUGCAGGACCAGAUUAUGACUAGACUUUUCAUGCUAAAAGGAAUCAUUGGUGAACUUUCCAAGGUUAUUUCUGAAUGUAACAAUUUCCUUAAAAACUGCUUAUCCAAUUUCCGUAAUUCACCUUUAGUGUUAAAAAAAAAAUCUCUUCUAUUGAAUCUAUGUGAAGUAUGGCUUAUAGGACAGGAUUUAUGUAGUCAAACUAAUUUUGCAAAUCAAACCCUUAAAAAAAACUAGAAUAUGUAAAGAUAUUUGUUAAUCUUGUGAAUGGUAGCUUUUGCACAGAGCUUCCAAAAACAAAACAAAACACAACAAGAACAAAAUCUGUUGUAGUUACAUCCCUAACCUAGGUCACGAGACCCAGGGAAUCUUCUAACCUCACUUUUACGGUAGGUAUUACUCUUGUGACAUUUUUUUGGUUAUCAACAACUACAUAUAAAUUACUUUAGAAAAAAUAAGGCUGUCUUGCAAAAUCCUCCCAGCUGUGAUUAGCAGGCCUCUUGAGUUUAGCACUUAAGAAUUAAUGCAAAUUUCCCAACCUUUCUGGGAAAUUUGUGUGUUCUUUUCACCUUCUCUUUCCUCUUCACCUAGUAUCAGAAAACAAAGUACAUCUUCAAGGGAAUCCGAAAUUCCUAAUGCUUUGAAAAGCAUAUUACAAAAGUAAAAUGCUACUUUUAAAUGAACUGCCCAGUUAACUCCAGAUUAAUGCACUGGAAUGUAAUCAAGAAAAAGUUAGUCUUGUUUUAUGUGCCAUGUUUUCACAUGUGUCUCCCCUCUUCCACUUGAUGAAAGCGA